Molecule: messenger RNA, 2446 nt
Organism: Coregonus clupeaformis (lake whitefish)
Lineage: Eukaryota; Metazoa; Chordata; Actinopteri; Salmoniformes; Salmonidae
Product: glycerophosphoinositol inositolphosphodiesterase GDPD2
Exons: 15
Coding region: 364-1941 (525 amino acids)
Biological process (GO): lipid metabolic process
Cellular component (GO): membrane
Molecular function (GO): glycerophosphodiester phosphodiesterase activity
Source: RefSeq, a predicted model, not a curated record
UUUCCACAAAGAACCGGAGUGGUCAACAGAACAACAGGCACAGAAAAGAGUUAAUGAAAUAUAGUGGACUGGACUAGAACAAGUUGAUGAACAGAACAUCACCGUUACAGUGUUGCAAUAGAGAUGCACACAUUCUGUGAUCUAAAGGUUUAGAGUGGUGAGUCAGCCCUCUGCGGAGCUGAACCCCUCUCCUCACAUACAGAGCGCAGAGCUGCUAGACAAGGUGUUCUCCAGGAGUGUUGUCACCCUCCACCGCUCUAUCCAGCCCCUCUAGGCUGAGAGGAUCAGAUUACUACACAACAGGAUCCACACUCCUCUGGACAGGAUCUCCUUUUUGUUUACUGUGAAUGAGGAGGGGUGGUGAUGAUGUCAGAGGACAGCUGUGGCCGAAUAUGCUGUAGGGGGAUGUAUAGCUGCUACUGGAGGCACCCCAGUGACAGGAACCAAAAAUGCUCCUGCUGCUGGUUGUCAGUCCUUACCGCUGUGUCCAUCCUCACUCUGUUCUGGAUGUACAUCUGUCUGAUGGCUUACAAUGACCGCGACGAUGUCAACUGGAAGGUAUUUUCCAUUCUGAAACUGUGGGUGAACUGGUUCAUGGUGCUAAUCAUCAUCUCUGCUGUACUGACCAUCUACUGCACCCUAUUACUGGUCUUUGCACUGUUCCAACUUGCCUUGAAAGUGCCUUUGGACUUACACAGUCUCCACAAGUUGUUCCUGUUUUUAGGAGUGGUCUUCGUCGCCUUGGGCACCACUGGAAUAAGCCUAAAGUGGGGAAAAGAGUGGCACACUGUUCUUCUGUCACUACAGGCCACCGCUCCGUUCCUACAGAUGGGAGGGGUUGGAGCCCUGACCCUGGUCAGCUGGCUGGUGUUCCAGGGCUUCCAUAGGACCCGCAGAGUAGCCUCUAAGAUCCUCAUCAUGGCAGUGUUUGUUGGCGUGUCAGUGGCAAUGUUCCUCAGCCCCCUACUCAUCCAAUCCCCUUGUCUGGUGGAGAAGGAACAGCUGCCCCGUAAACCUAACCUCAUUGGUCAUCGAGGAGCACCAAUGCUGGCCCCAGAGAACACCCUGAUGUCGUUCAUUAAGAGUGUGGAGUGCGGCGUGAUCGCCUUCGAGACGGACGUGCAGCUCAGUAAGGACAGAGUUCCUUACCUGAUGCAUGACCACAACAGCCAUUUCCUGAGGAGGACUACAGAUGUUCUACAGAAGUUCCCUGGGAAAGACUUGAACCACAGCACAAACCUCACCUGGGAGGAGCUACAGGAAUUAAACGCUGGUGAUUGGUUCCUGAAGACAGAUCCAUUCCGCUCAGUGUCCCAGCUCUCAGAGCAGGAGAAGAAGACAGCUGGGAACCAGAGUGUUCCCUCCCUUCUGCAGCUGCUGGACCUGGCCAAGACUCAUAACACCUCUGUCAUCUUUGACUUGAAGAAUGACGACAACAAUGACACUAACGACACUGUGAACACCAUCCUCAACUCUAGCAUCCCCCAAGACCUGAUCCUCUGGCUUCCCCCUAAACACAGGGAGUAUGUGAGGGAGUUCGCACCAGGGUUCAAGCAGGUCUACAACACUGUGUCUGAUAUGAACCGUGACGGAGCAGAUUAUCUGAAUGUCAAAUACAGUGCGUUGAGCACCGCAGAGAUCGGGGAGCUUCGGAACAGGAACGUGACGGUAAACCUGUGGGUGGUGAAUGAACCAUGGCUCUUCUCUCUGCUGUGGUGCUCGGGGGCCAGCUCUGUGACCACCAACGCCUGCUCCCUCCUAAAGGACAUGUCCCAGCCUGACUGGACAAUGAGACCUGAUAUAUACAGAAUUAUAUGGAUCACAGUGGACCUGGUGUCAUUGCUCAUAAUGUUUGCAGUUUUCAUCUUACAGAGGGAAAAAGCAAAUAAAGGGAUUUUCUGCCUGGAAUCAGAGAGAACUAUCCCCCUUCUUACCCUCUGAAUAGUUCAGCCUGGAUCCAGAAAUCCACCCCACCCCACCUUACCAUCUGUAUGGCUCAGCCUUGAAUCAGGAAGUAAUUAAGCUAAUUGAAAAGACAGUAUCAAAAGAAUGUGUGGUUCACAUGCAUAAAGUACAUUUUACAUUCAUCAUGAGAAUUUAUGAACAAAGGUGCAAAUACCACAUCCACAUGUUGCCGUAGGAUGGCCAUUUUAUUUGCUUUUAAUUCAAGAAGUCAUUUCAUAGUCAUUUUAUUUCAAUAUAUUUUAGAUGCUUUUUGUGACCAUUUGUAAAUAGGGUUUUCCUAUAGAAAAUGUUUGUGUGACACUGUAUUUUUUUUUUUAUAUACACUGUAUACAUGAAGUUUAGUCUUAUUUGGAAACUACUGGUGUUGUGUUCACUGAUAAAUGUCAGCACUAUUUCCACUGGGGGUUACAUUCUGAAUGAGAGAUUUACAAAAUGAUCAAAAAUCAUCUUAUAUCAUAUUUUUGAUAAAAUCAUAUCCGUA